AAGAAUGACGUGUGAGCCAAGCCUUUCAAGAGGUUAUCCCCUUAGGUCCCCUAUAUAAUGAGCAUUAGAUCCCCAUACAAGCUCAACGGCUCAAGUCUUUGGCGAAAUUCUUUCUAUCAAUCGAUUGUGCUCGAAAAUGGGUGCAAAAGUAAUCGUUUCGCUCCUCUUCUUGUUCCUAAUUUUCGGCUCCAACGCCGAUGCAGCAAACAAGCGCAUCCGCAAUCGCCGCCCAUGCAAGCGGCUCGUGUUCUUCUUCCAUGACGUUCUCUACAAUGGGAACAACGCGAAGAACGCGACCUCGGCCAUAAUCGGCGCGCCGGCUUGGGCCAACCAGACGAUUUUGGCCGGGCAAAGCCAUUUCGGCGAUUUGGUCGUGUUUGACGACCCCAUCACGUUGGACAACAAUUUGCACUCGAAGCCCGUUGGGCGUGCCCAAGGGUUCUAUAUCUACGACAAGAAGGAUAUCUUCACAGCUUGGCUUGGCUUUUCGUUUGUGUUUAAUUCCACCCAGCACACGGGUAGCUUGAACUUCGCCGGGGCUGACCCUUUGAUGAACAAGACCAGGGACAUUUCGGUAAUUGGCGGCACCGGCGACUUCUUCAUGGCCCGUGGCGUGGCUACUCUGAUGACGGACUCGUUCGAGGGAGAAGUUUACUUCCGGCUUCGCACCGACAUUAAGUUGUAUGAAUGCUGGUAGUGGAUUCAUUAUAGCGUCAACGUUGUUAGGAUACAAGGGAAGGUAAUGUGCGCAACUGAAGUGGAAGAAAUGACAAGUACUGAGACUUUCAAAUAAAGUUCUGCAAAUCUAUUGUUCCCCCCUUCUGAUGAAGUUUUCCUUUGAUAUAUUAGUUGUCUUAUUUUAUCUUAUCCCACUUCGUGGUGGUAUGCUAGUUACAUGCGAGCUGGUCCCAAGACACUGUAUGGCUUUGGUCCGAGUUUCCGCUUUUAGGGUUUCAUCAUCACAGAUUUUGCAGCUGUGGUAGCGAGAUUAUCGCCUUAUCAAGAAGACUUCCUCGCUCUUACUGGUUC
Molecule: messenger RNA, 1029 nt
Organism: Eucalyptus grandis
Lineage: Eukaryota; Viridiplantae; Streptophyta; Magnoliopsida; Myrtales; Myrtaceae
Product: disease resistance response protein 206
Exons: 1
Coding region: 137-697 (186 amino acids)
Source: RefSeq, a predicted model, not a curated record